CCCGUGGUGCUACGGAAGCCGGCGCGGCCAUUUCGCGUGCUGCCCCUGCGCUUAGCCUCCCGUCCGGGCGGCGCUCCAGGGCGUCUGUAAACACACCCGGAGACGGUCAUGGAGGGGGAGGAGGAGGCGGCGGCGGCGGCGCAGGGAGGCAUUUGGGGCCGCCUCCAGGGUCCGCUCUACCAUUCCUGAUCUGGUCCCUGGUCCUCGUGACUGUGGCAUCAGGGAAACGGAGUGUUAGGCGAGAGGAGGAGGAGGCGGCGGCAGGCAGGAUCACAUCCCCCUUCUCCCCCCUCCCCGGGGCGGGGGCCGGGCCGGGCCGGGCCGGCCUGUCCGCGGAGAUGGAUGACAGUAAGGUGGUUGGAGGCAAAGUGAAGAAGCCUGGUAAACGUGGUCGGAAGCCAGCCAAAAUUGACUUGAAAGCAAAGCUUGAGAGGAGCCGGCAGAGUGCCAGGGAAUGCCGGGCCAGAAAAAAACUAAGAUAUCAGUAUUUGGAAGAGCUGGUGUCCAGUCGAGAAAGAGCCAUAUGUGCCCUCCGAGAAGAGCUGGAAAUGUAUAAGCAGUGGUGCAUGGCAAUGGACCAAGGGAAAAUCCCUUCUGAAAUAAAGGCCCUACUCACUGGAGAAGAGCAGAGCAAGACUCAGCAGAACUCAAGCAGGCUCGUGAAAGCUGGAAAGACAGAUACUAAUAGCAGUUCCUGGUGACGGUCCUAUCAAACGAUGAGUCAAUGGCUGAAGCCAACAUUCUGAUUCUUUGGAGGAUGGACAGGCAAGAUUGUACUUACUGACUCCAUUUACUACCUACUGCUCAGUAGUCAUCUCUGUAAACCUGCAGUUUCUGCCAAAAUGCGUGAUCAUAGAUCUCAAGGGAUUUUGCUUGACUUUCAGCACCUAGAAAAAUGUACCUUCAGACCUGUUCUAGUUAGCACUGCCACCCAGUGCAUUUGUUAUGGUAAUGCUUGAAAAAACACAGGGGUAGAGAAAAAUGGUGAAGAUUGUAUUUUUUUGCACCUUAACUCCCACACUGCUUUAGUGGUUAAUUUAUAUUCUUUCCAUGUCAUUGUAUGUGUGUUCAGGUGUCCCCUCCUGUCAUGUUUUUAGUUGCCCUACAGUGAAAAGCCAAUGGGCUGAAUGACUUAAGUGCUUGGCUUUUAUGGACCUGACCUUGUUUGUCUAUGUUAUUUGAGUCAUGUUUAUUUUCUGCAUGAACCAUGACUUCUCCUGUGAGCCAUUCCAGUAGAAGCUGUGAAUAUGUACUAAUGCAUAUAUACAUUUCUAUUUUGGUAAUCCAUAAGGAUAUGCCUGUUUUCAAAUGUACACAUUAACAAAGCCCAUCGGGAAUGCCCUUACGACAGCCUCUUUUUAGAACUUUUGUUGCUGUCUUCUCAAACUAAACCUGUGAAAGUUUGCUAGUCCACACUUGGAAGAGGAUUAGUCAGGUUUUUUUUUUUUUUUUUAAGAAGUUAACCUUGUCAGGCACACGUCAUCUUGACAGCCCAGAGUUUAUAUAAAUACUUGUGUGUGUGUUUGUAUUACGUAUCUGUGUGUGUAUGUGGGGAGGGCAGGAGUGAAUGUUCACACACAUUUCUUUGUGUACUCACCUAACUUAGAGAAUGUUUCUAGAGAAAAUAGGAUGAAACUAAGCUGCUGAGAUCAAGUUUCUGCCUCUGGAGAUCUGGAACAAGAUGAGGGACAAACUGCUGGUGGAUCUGAGGGCCGUAGCCGUAACCACUGGGAACACUGGGAACACUGGGUCCCUUCCAUAGAGCGUGUUCUGGGUUCUGAGCCAGAAGGGGACACACUGUAGAUCUGCAUCUCCUUUGUGCCUCUGCUGAGGAGUGACGUGCUGGUCUAGAGGGAAGUGCCGAAGGGCAAAGUAGUUCUUUCCAAUGACCAUUCCACAGACUCCCUGACUCCCAAAUGGAGUGGCAUGUUGGAAGCUGAGAAAGCCAUCUCAGAAAAUGAGACACUUGAGCAGACCUGGGAAUCUUUGGAUUCCCCCAGCAAGACACUUUCUCACUCUUUUCUCUGCUCCACAGUUAAAUCAGUAGUUAUGUUCCUGUUGCUGCUAAGUCAUAAUUGUUCUUGGGUCGAAUGAAGCAAAUACUUGGCUUCUAAACAAAAACACAUUCUAUUGCAGACUGUCAGCCUAAGAGGAGGAGAUGGUCUGUGAGAUGGACCACAUAGUUUCAGAGGACAAGGUACCUUCCUCUUCUCUUAGGCUGUGUGUUUGAAUAAAGUGCCUCCCUUCGCCUGAGUUCCUAAGGACCUCUUGCACUUUGACUGCAGACUCAGAUCUCUAAUCUAGUCCUGCGUGACUACUGAUGUACCACUCACCCAGCCCAGCCUGACUGGUCUCUUCCUUUCUGGGAGGACGGGGGGUGGGGGGGUUAAGAGUAUUUAAUAUCUUUGGAGUAUCACACCUAUUGAUAGACUAAGGAUUGUUGAUAUUCUGGCCUUCAGAAGUUAAGUGUUUUAAAUAUAGUAUUCAGGUUGUAAUGGGUAUGUUUUUGCCAUCUGGUCUACUCAAAUGUACAUUUGUUUUUUGUUUCUUUAAUUUCACAAAACAAUCUAAGACUUACUCUAUGUGGCUUUUGCUCAGUACUGUUUGAAUUUCCCCAGAAGAGUUGUUUUCAAAGCAAACAUUCCAAAAUUAAUGUGGCUCUUCAGUGGAAUGUCUCCAUUGUGCUUGAAGGAUUUCUCCUCCCUGGAUUGUAAUUUUAAAAUUACAGGGUCAUUUGAGCCUCCUUCCCCUCCGUCCCCACUAUCGUUGCAGAAGCAGUCAGUGACUUUGUCCUCAGGUGGAGGAUGUGUAAUUUGGGUCAAAGUAAAUUACAACUCAUUUUGAGUUUAUUCCUAAACCUGUGUGGUAUUCGGGAAUAGAUAUAAACCAAAAGAAAGUCUCUUGGUCGUCACAAGGAAUGUUGUGAAUGUCUGGGGUAUUGUGCAGGCUUCAGGCUUUGGCCACUGGAAGCAUGUUACUAAAAGUCACUGGCUGAAAGAGUGGGAGUGUUUCUUCCUCCAUGUGGUUAGGGAGCAGCACACUGGAACCCGACCAUCUCUCUUACCUGGACCUCAGUUGACCGGCUGAGGGAGCAGUGAGCUCAGUCCCUCUGGGUCAGUGCUGCUGUCCUUAAUCUCUUUUUCUUUCAUCUUCCCAUAGAAAAGAAAGGUAAGGAGGAGAGGGACAUAUUUAUAUGUGUAGCCCAUCAUAUUCUGUCAUUAAUUUAGCACAGACCUGCUAUAUGUAUUAGAGAAGCCUACAUAAUGUGGAAUACGUCUGACCAAGUCUAUGUUUUAGGAUCUAGUCAAUGUUCUUAAAUUUAUUUUUCUGUUUCAUCUACUAGAUCUAAACCAUCAUCUAUCUUAUUGCAGCAAACUCAUACCAGCUAAUUGACAGCAUUUAUCAGCAUCACUGCUUAGCAUUUUUAUUUUUACCCUCUUUGGAUUAUGAUAGACUUUAUUUGGUUCAUUACAAAAACAAACAAAAAAAAGACCUUUAGUUCAAACAGGGCAAAGAAAAUUAAAAAAAAAAAAAGCCACUAUAAAUGCUAUAUUUUACAUGAAAAUAAGUUGCAUAUUAUCAACUACAUACUUAGUUUUAAGAGGGGAAGAUUACUAUUAUACCACAUGGUGUUUUGGGGGCACUGAAAGAAUCUUUUUUCUGAAGAGCAUUGUACAAUUAUAUUUUUAUGAAAAAUAAAAGUAUCUUCACCAGA
Molecule: messenger RNA, 3715 nt
Organism: Erinaceus europaeus (western European hedgehog)
Lineage: Eukaryota; Metazoa; Chordata; Mammalia; Eulipotyphla; Erinaceidae
Gene: CREBL2
Product: cAMP responsive element binding protein like 2
Exons: 4
Coding region: 339-701 (120 amino acids)
Biological process (GO): regulation of DNA-templated transcription
Cellular component (GO): nucleus
Molecular function (GO): DNA-binding transcription factor activity
Source: RefSeq, a predicted model, not a curated record